Messenger RNA from Alosa alosa (allis shad), 1803 nucleotides. RefSeq names its product melanocortin 4 receptor (gene mc4r). Lineage: Eukaryota; Metazoa; Chordata; Actinopteri; Clupeiformes; Clupeidae. The record is from RefSeq and is a predicted model, not a curated record. The transcript has a single exon. Gene Ontology annotation, molecular function: melanocyte-stimulating hormone receptor activity. Gene Ontology annotation, biological process: G protein-coupled receptor signaling pathway. Gene Ontology annotation, cellular component: membrane. The coding region runs from base 804 to 1334 and encodes 176 amino acids.
UAAACAAAUAGUGUGCGUGCGACAGAGGGAAAGUUCUUUGGUGUUGCUUUAACUCCAGGUAUUUAGCCAAAUACCAGCUAUGCUAAGAAAAGAAAAGAAAAACAAAACAAGUAAAACCACUUCUAAUGGAAAGGUUAAAUUGUCUUUGGCACAGUAUGUACCUAUUAUCAGAGGGAUCAUACAUCACUCCUGUGCCUCUGACUUCAGCCCACCGAGGAAGCUAUUAUUGGCCAGAGUGAGGUGAAGGAGGAGGAGCCUGUAGCGACUGGAAAGUGGGGAUCUCUCUCCCCCCUGCCAAGAGCUGCUGCACUGGCUUUGCAGCAUGCACACGCCAUCAAGCCCUUCUCCUUCCCUCUCUCCAUCCUUCUGCUUCUCAUCAUCUAAUCGGUGUUAGUAAAAGAGCUCUCGUUACCUCUUGCUUCUAUUCCACUCUUCUCGCUCAUUCUUUGUGUGUGUGUGCGUGUGUGUGUGUGUGUGUGUGCGUGCACCAUUGCAUCUUUUGUUGUUUCCUGUGCCACUGUCUCUCUGUGUCUGCAUUUGUUUCAUGCCCCACAUCACACUCUGAUCCUUUGGAGGAUUAUUGCUGAGUGUUAUUAAGUGUUUGCGCCUGAAACGGAAGACACAAUGCUCCGCCAACAGACUUGGACUUUCGCUCUGUUCUUCUGCACGAGUGUCAUCUCUCAUUGUAUGGACUUUCCUCUCUUGGCGUUACCUUCCGAGUACCACUGUUGACCCUUGAGGAUGGAACGCUGGAUGACACAGGAAAACUCUCUCAGAAAAGUAGCUGCAUCAUAGCCAACACCAUGAAUGCAUCUCAUGUACAAAAACUUCGCCCCCAUCACAGCAACCACUACCACCACCACCACCAUCUCAGCCAUCAUGUCCUUCCACACCAGCACAAAAAUGUCAGUUUGAAUGGAGCUCUGGGGAAUUCUGGCACUCAGGGUGAUGGGUCCGGCUCGUCAGGCUGCUACGAGCAGCUGCUGGUCUCCACCAAAGUCUUCCUGGCGCUGGGCGUCCUCAGCCUGGCCGAGAACAUCCUGGUGGUGGCGGCGGUGGUGAAGAACCGCAACCUGCAUUCGCCCAUGUACUUCUUCCUCUGCAGCCUGGCUGUGGCUGACAUGCUCGUGAGCGUCUCCAACGCCACGGAGGCGGUCGUCAUGGCGAUGCUGACGGGUGGUGGCCUGCGGAUGCGGGGCAGCCUUGUGGAGAGCAUGGACAAUCUGUUCGACUCCAUGAUCUGCACGUCGCUGCUGGCAUCCAUCUGGAGCCUGCUGGCGGUGGCAGUGGAAUGCAUGAUUGUGAUCUAUGAAAUGUCCUGUUGCUAUGGAUGAUAACAGAGUUUGCUGAGCCUUGACAUGAGAUGCGCCACAGUGAUGGCUUAAUGAAAAAAAAAUAAUGCUGUGCCCUUUCCCUUACAAACAUCCCUUACUCAUGUGGAGUGUGAACACCUUUGUGACAAAUGCACAUAAUAUUUCCAUACACACGCACACACAGAAAUCAGUAUAAAUUCACAAAUAGUGUAUGCAUAAAAGUCUUAAAAAUGCUUACCACAAUGAAUAUGAUGUUGCACGCUAUUUGCUAUUACGCUAACAUGCUAUUUCAGCUCUGAGGGAAAUCAACCCCCCUUCCCUCCCUAAGGGUUGUCCGACCUGUUUGAGAGCUGAACUGGUGCUCUUGGCCCUUCGCACAGCUGUCAGUUCCAGAUGACUCCCACUUGUGGGGCCCAUGCGCCUUACAACACCACCGCACAGCAGCCACAGCAAUUUUGCUACUCCAGAGCUAACGUGCGAUGCAACUUGC